AAGCUGCUCUACAGUGUCGUUGCAUUUCUCGUGGCGGCAACAGUUUGUGUCACAUGUGCUGUGCACUUGAGAGUACGCCCCAAACACGUACGACGUGGAAGUGGGGUUAUGUCCCUUACACGUAACCUGCGACGUUCCAUAAUCAACUUGCCCCCAAUCACCCGUCGUGUCUGUAAGACACAGAUGUUCAAUUGGUUUGCAUGUUCUGUGUUCCACUAUCUGAACCUAUAUCUUUCUCAAAGCUAUACGAAGUCAUAUCCUCACGUUGGGAAAGACCUGGCGGAAGCUCAGGGGCUAGCUCGCAUCCUGAGUGCUCGCGUCUUGCUUGUCUCGCAGUGCGCCGGCCUGCUAAUUGUAGUUCUGAUCAGCCAUCUUUGGCAACCCGAACGCACGCCUCUCACGGGCGACACUCGGUCCAAAAUGGCUCGGCUACGACGUGAAUUGCAUCUGGACACCACGGAGCUUAAACGCCCUUGGCGUGCGUCUUUCGGUGUCCUAGCGUUGUUGCUUCUUUCCGCGUUCUUGAUGCAGGAUUUCUUUGACAUUGCCUCGAUAUUGACUUGCGGCUUCGGAGUAGUCAGCACUAUGAACAUUUGGAUCCCCCACACCAUGAUCGCUCAGGAAAUCUCCACGAUACGUGUAGAACACGUUUUGUCCAUGGAACUGGGCAGAACCCCUGGUGACAGCGCGGGGAAGGAACGGGAGCAGACCGGGACAAUCUUGGCGAUUCACAACAUCGCUCUCAUGGCUCCGCAAAAAAUCUGGUAUUUUUGGGGCUGUCAUUUUUCGAAUACUUGAAGCUGCAGGGUCCGACGGUAGCGUGGCGUGGUCAUUCCUUCCCGGAAUCCCCGUUUUGUUAGCUGCCAUCGUGGUAUGUUGAGUGG
This is a messenger RNA of Pseudomassariella vexata, 884 nucleotides long. RefSeq lists its product as uncharacterized. The transcript is spliced from 3 exons. Bases 109 to 798 code for a protein of 229 amino acids. Lineage: Eukaryota; Fungi; Ascomycota; Sordariomycetes; Amphisphaeriales; Pseudomassariaceae. The record is from RefSeq and is a predicted model, not a curated record.